Messenger RNA from Notolabrus celidotus (New Zealand spotty), 718 nucleotides. It is a transcript of the gene polr2gl, whose product is annotated as polymerase (RNA) II (DNA directed) polypeptide G-like. The record is from RefSeq and is a predicted model, not a curated record. The transcript is spliced from 8 exons. Gene Ontology annotation, biological process: DNA-templated transcription; transcription initiation at RNA polymerase II promoter; positive regulation of translational initiation. The coding region runs from base 126 to 644 and encodes 172 amino acids. Gene Ontology annotation, cellular component: RNA polymerase II, core complex; P-body. Gene Ontology annotation, molecular function: translation initiation factor binding; single-stranded RNA binding; single-stranded DNA binding. NCBI's taxonomy places the organism in Eukaryota, Metazoa, Chordata, Actinopteri, Labriformes, Labridae.
CCCGGAAGUGAUUUAUAUUUGUGGUUGUGAGCGAGCGGCAGGUUUUCCUCUCAUUCACUUAGAAAAGACUUCUAAUUUUGCGAUAAAUAAGGUUACUACAAGGGAACGUACGGAACAUAAAAGAAAUGUUUUACCAUAUUUCUUUGGAGCAUGAAAUCUUGCUCCAUCCAAGAUACUUUGGCCCUAAUCUCCUCAACACUGUGAAACAGAAACUUUUCACAGAAGUGGAGGGAACCUGCACUGGCAAGUAUGGCUUUGUGAUUGCAGUCACCACCAUUGACAACAUCGGUGCAGGUGUCAUCCAGCCAGGAAGAGGGUUUGUCCUCUAUCCAGUGAAGUACAAGGCCAUUGUGUUCCGCCCAUUUAAAGGGGAGGUAGUGGAUGCUGUAGUUACUCAGGUUAACAAGGUUGGGUUGUUCACAGAGAUCGGUCCCAUGUCAUGCUUCAUCUCUCGCCAUUCCAUCCCCUCAGAAAUGGAGUUUGACCCCAAUUCGAAUCCUCCUUGUUACAAGACAGUCGAUGAGGAUAUCGUAAUCCAGCAAGACGAUGAAAUUCGGUUAAAGAUUGUUGGGACAAGAGUGGACAAGAAUGACAUUUUCGCCAUUGGAUCCCUCAUGGAUGAUUAUCUGGGUCUUGUGAGCUGAUUUGCCACAGAAGGAGAACAUUUCACAUGGAACAUUUUAUUUACUCACCAAGUUUAAUCUUUGUUUAAAUUGUG